UUUAGAGUUUAUACUACAUUUGGAUCAGUUUCAAAAGUAAAAUGGUGUGAAUUUAACUGUAUUGAUGGUACAAAGAAUCAUGUUUGAGGUCAGUGGUAAAUUAGUAUCAGUGAAAUGCUGAUUUGGAGUCUUUUCUUUUGAUUACCAGAUCAAUAAAUCAAUGCACUAUGUGAACUGCUGUCAGUGAAAUAACAUGAGAUUUUAUUAUUGUGUAAAUCAUAGAUUGAUUAGAUUAAUGUUAAUAAAGAUAGACUAUAAUAAAAAGAUAAAUGUUGAAAUAUUAUCAUUGACACCAACAGUAGAUAUAAUACUGUAAUGUGGACUUAAUUUACUUGCUUAAUGUAAAUAAAACAAAUUAGAAGCAUGAGAGGCAUUUUGUUGUUUCCGUCAAUCAUUAACACGUAUAUUCACUGAGUGUAUUUAGAAGUUCCUCUUUCUCUUAAAAUAUUAAACAUUUAUUAAACAACAGUGUGAUAAUACAGUUGAUUCAUUGUAGGGACCAUUAGUAAACAGUCAGAGGAAAUAUUUUGAUGAUCAACAUUAGUAUUAGAGGGCAGUAGAGCAUUAGAUUGCAACGUUACAUGAGAGAUCAACUAUUAACAAUAUAUUUUUAAUUUUAUGUGUAACAGACAUCGAAACCUUCAUCUCACCAUCUCUCUCUCUCUUGCUUUCCCUCUCUUUCUCUCUCUCUUGGCCACUCCAAAGACUGAAAGGGACUUUGGCCACUCCUUCUUUCAGUUCAGUGAAAGUGAAACUCAUCACUACUUCCUGCUCAGUCUGCAUGUGGGAUUCAGCAGUUUUGUGGGUGUUUUUUUCUUUCUUGUUUUUGUUUGUUUGUUUUUAUUUUAGUUUUUUCGUUUCUAAGAGCUAGGUUGACUGCAAGUCAUUGUUUGUGCAGUAAAAUGGCAGUAUCUAGUGUUUCUUUGGCUCAUGAUCAGUUCAGCUGUUCAAUCUGUCUGGAUCUACUGAAGGAUCCUGUGGCCAUUCCCUGUGGACACAGUUACUGUAUGAGCUGUAUUACAGGCUGCUGGGAUCAGGAUGAUCAGAAGAGAGUCUACAGCUGUCCUCAGUGCAGACAGACCUUCACUCCAAGACCUGUUUUAGGUAAAAACACCAUGCUGGAUGAAGUGCUGGAGAAACUCAAGAAGACAAAACUACAAGCUGCCUGUCCUGUUCAGUGUUACUCUGGAUCUGGAGAUGUGGAGUGUGAUGUCUGUACUGGGGACAAAAACAAAGCCAUCAAGUCCUGUCUGGACUGUCUGAACUCUUACUGUCAAAAUCAUCUUGAACAACAUGAGACUUUCUUCAAAGGUAAGAGACACAAUCUAAUGGACGCCACUGGACGACUGCAGGAGAUGAUCUGCCCUCAACAUGAUAAACUGCUGGAGAUUUUCUGUCGUACAGAUCAGCAGUGCAUAUGUUAUCCUUGUACAAUGGAUGAACACAAAAACCACAAGACUGUAUCAGCUGCAGCAGAGAGGACUGAGAAACAGAGACAGUUGGAGGAAACCCAGAGAAAAUUCCGCCAGAGAAUCCAGGAGAGACAGAAGGAGCUUGAGGAGCUGAAAGAGGCUGUAGAGUCUCACAAGCGCUCUGCACAGACAGCAGUGGAGGACAGUGAGAGGAUCUUUACUGAUCUGAUCCGCUGCAUUGAGAGAAGCCGCUCUGAGGUGACACGGCUGAUCAGAGAUCAGGAAAAGGCUGAAGUGAGUCGAGCUGAAGAACAACUGAAGCGACUGGAGCAGGAGAUUGAAGAUCUGAGGAGGAGAGACGCUGAGCUGGAGCAGCUUUCACACACAGACAAUCACAUCCAUUUCCUCCAGAGUUUCCAGUCUCUCUCUGUUCCUCUUGGAUCUACAGACUCACCCAGCAUCACUGUCAGUUCUCGUCUCUCUUUUGAUGAUGUUGGUAGAUCUGUUUCUCAUCUGAGAGAGAAACUGGAGCAUUUCUGCCGAGAGGAGAUAGAAAAGAUAUCUGGUAAACUAACAUACAUUGAGAUCUUUCCCGCACCUGAGCUCAAGACCAGGGAGGAAUUUUUACAAUAUUCCUGCCAGUUCACUGUGGAUAUAAAUACAGCACAUAAAAGAAUUUGUCUGUCUGAGGGGAACAGAGUGAUUGAAUACACUGACACAGACCAGUUGUAUCUUGAUCAUCCAGACAGAUUUUAUACUGAAGAGCAGGUGUUGUGUAGAGAGAGUGUGUGUGGACGCUGUUACUGGGAGGUUGAGUGGAGUGGUAAGGUGGGUAUAUCAGUGUCAUAUAAGAGCAUCAGCAGGAAGGGACAGGGAAAUGAAUGUAUUUUUGGACGCAACACUCAGUCUUGGAGAUUAUUUUGCUCUCCCUCCACAUGUUCAUUCUGGUACAAUAAUAAAAAGACUAAACUCCCUGUAGUCUCCAGCUCCUCUAGAAUAGGGGUGUAUGUGGAUCACAGUGCAGGAACUCUGUCCUUCUACAGCGUCUCUGACACAAUGACCCUCAUUCACAGUGUCCAGACCACAUUCACUCAGCCUCUCUAUGCUGGUUUUAGGGUUUAUUUAUUAUUUGGAUCAUGCAUUUCAAAAGUAAAUCUAUGUGAAUUGAACUCAGUGGUUGAGAAAAUCAUGUUUGAGGUCAAUGUAAAAUCAGUGUCAGUGAAAUGCUGAGUGGAGUCUUUGCUUUGUUUAUUUCCAGAUCAAAAAAUCCACUAUCUGAUCUCCUGUCAGUGAAAUAACAUGACAUUUUAUUAGUGUGUAAAUCGUAGUUUAAUCAGAUGAAUUUAUGUUUAUAUAGAAAGACUAGAAGAAAAGAUGUGGAAAUGUGGAAACCUCAUCAUUGACACCAACAGUAGAAAUAAUACUUGUAAUGUAACUUAAUUUACUUGGGCUGCUUGCUUAAUGUAAAUAAAACAAAUUAGAAGCACAAAAGGCAUUUUGUUGUGUUUCCUUCAGAUAAUACAUAUUCUUUGAGUGGGUCCUCUUUAUCUUAAAAUAUUAAAUGUUUAUGAAACAAUGCU
Molecule: messenger RNA, 2992 nt
Organism: Onychostoma macrolepis
Lineage: Eukaryota; Metazoa; Chordata; Actinopteri; Cypriniformes; Cyprinidae
Product: tripartite motif-containing protein 16-like
Exons: 6
Coding region: 903-2642 (579 amino acids)
Molecular function (GO): protein binding; zinc ion binding
Source: RefSeq, a predicted model, not a curated record